AUGUGCUGGCUGUCACCAAGCGCCUCUCACACAGGAGAAGGAACGCACAAUGCAGAGGAAACAGCCGCCAUAAUCGCAGCCACGAAAGGCUUCCUCGCAGCACUGUGCACCAAGUCUCGUGCCGAUUUCGAGAAACACUGUGUUCGAGCCGGGGGAAUGACGCUCUCACCUCCGUCCCCUAUGCCCCUGCGCUUCUGCACGAUCGGCUCCUUCGUUGAGCAUGUCGCGACGCUCAAAGACGACAUCAAUGAGCGGAUCUGGGACCCCGAGGUGAAGGUGCACGAGGCAGGAAAUCUAGCUGCAGUGUGGGCGCCGUUCCGGGCGAAGAUUAAUGGCGUCGUGGAUCAUGUUGGCGUGGAGCUUUUUGUUUUGCAUAAGCUCGAUGGUGAAUGGAAGGUGACUGGGUUGGCGGAUUCGUGUCGGUUGCCGACUGAGGAGGAAAUGCUGUUGGAAUGA
Messenger RNA from Penicillium bovifimosum, 456 nucleotides. RefSeq lists its product as uncharacterized. NCBI's taxonomy places the organism in Eukaryota, Fungi, Ascomycota, Eurotiomycetes, Eurotiales, Aspergillaceae. The transcript has a single exon. Bases 1 to 456 code for a protein of 151 amino acids. The record is from RefSeq and is a predicted model, not a curated record.